UAAAUUAUCUGAUCAUUUCAGCCUCAAAAAGAUGAUCUCCCUAAUUGCAUGCAGCUGCAUAAAAACUUCCAAGUUUCUUGGGAGAUCUUCGGUCCGGCCAUUACAAUCCAGCUCGCCGGGAUGGUAGAUGAAAAUGAAUAUCUGGCCUUUGGAAUAUCAGGCUCCAAAGAACAAAGUCAAAUGAUUGGAGCUGACGUAGCUGUAGCUUAUAUAAAUGGUUAUCAAGGAUUUGUAACCGAUUAUAAUAUUAUAGCGUUGACACCGUGCGUCAAAGUACUUGGACAGUACAAAGGCGUCUGUAAAGAUUCUGUGCUGGGAGGCCAGGAAAACAAUCAAUUGAACACAGCAGUACGGGAGAACGGAAUUAAUAUUAUCACAUAUAGAAGGUCACUUAUAUCAUCCGACGAGAGCGACAAAGAAUUUCCGCUUGAGGGUUCCAUUUACAUUGUCUGGGCAAUAGGAAAACUAGACGAAAAUAAUGAACCCGCAUUCCAUGACGUUUACCCGAAAACCAAUAUUAGUGUUGAACUGAAUCCGAAGGAGCCAAAAAAGAGUUGCUAUGCUUUCACCAGAUCUGAACGAGAAGUGGGUGAACCAUGGAGCAAAGGACAAAUUUUUGAUAAAACUAUCCGAGUUUUUACUAGUACUAUUGGACCAUCCGGAGCCAAAAAAGGAUAUCAGGCAAUAACAGGCCACACAUCCACAGCAUUAGCGUGGUAUAUCAAUGGGCUGCUGGCUCCAGAAAUAUGGCUUCGCAGAGGUCUCACAUAUGUUUUCAAAGUGAAUGGAGGCAAUGACCCUCAUAGUCCUGAAUAUUAUCAUCCUUUAAUUAUUACUGAUGAUCCCCAUGGUGGCUAUGAUCGACUGACCGACGUCGCUCAAUCCAAAGUUAGAGUUCUAGCCGGAGUGGAAUAUUCGAGAAGAGGAAGGCCUAGACCAACUGCAUCUGGUCGACUUUGUGUUUCCAAACAUAAAUCGAAUCACGACCGACGAUUGGAUGACGACUUUGAGUCAUUUAAGAAGUUCAACAGAUCACUCGAGUGGUCGUGUGAAACUGGAGACCCUGGAACUUUGGAGUUUACUCCCAACUCAACUUGGCCUGAUAUUGUUUAUUAUAAUUCAUUCACUCAAGCCAAUAUGGGCUGGAAAAUUCGUGUAAUAGAUAGUUUUAAUCAAAGAGUGAGUUCUAGUGCCAACUUUUAUACUGUGAACUUUUGUGUACUUUGUCUGUCAAUUCUAUUGAACUAUUUUUUUGUGAUUGAAUGAGCGUGCGGAAGUAUUCCUAAUUUAUUUUGUGUUUCAUUAAAUUGAAUAAUUGUAUUUAAUUUCAUAUCAAUCGGAUCAAAAAUAUAUAGUACGAACAAAACUCAUCCCAAUAGUUCACGUUGAACACAGAGUUCUCAAGCCUGCAAAAACAUACAGCAAACUAUUUAUUAAACUCGCUUCAAAUUUGGCAGCAAAGAUAUAAAUCCAUACAAUUAUUAUGAAACCAGGGCUUUAUAAAGAAGAGCUACCACGUCUAAAUAUUUAGUUUAUAUACAUCAUCUGAUCAUUUUCAUUUUACGUCCAUACUUCUAGGUAGGUAAUUGUGAUAGUUUCAUAAUUUUGUACUAUUUUUCAUAGAAAAUAAACAUUUUGAAAAAC
This is a messenger RNA of Dendroctonus ponderosae (mountain pine beetle), 1644 nucleotides long. Its product is annotated as protein Skeletor, isoforms B/C-like. The record is from RefSeq and is a predicted model, not a curated record. Bases 49 to 1266 code for a protein of 405 amino acids. Lineage: Eukaryota; Metazoa; Arthropoda; Insecta; Coleoptera; Curculionidae. The transcript has 5 exons.